AUGGCGCGCCAAAAGGCUCAGACUUCGGCUCAACGACAACACAAGGCAUCUCAGCGAGAGCCAGCAAACCAGCGGCAUCAAAGCGCCGAACCCGAAGAGAUGGCCGUCCCGCAGUUCUUCAACACCACCUUUUCGACUCACCGCGUGUCUCCGCUCUACAUCGGCACACAGAAGCUGGACCAGGCUCGCCUUGACCGACUUGCUCACCGGCUGCGCGACACGCUGGUUGGCGAUGUCGUCCGCGGCGUUCAGAUCGGGCUCGAGGCCACAGACACGCCAAUGGGACAGGUCGGGCCGCUCAGGGCAGUGACUUUUCGCUGGUUUCGGGCAACAGAUGUCCUCGGUGAUAGGACUUCAGAGCGCGGCGACGGGCUGUCGGAUGAGCAGAACAAGGGGCUGUGGAUCGAGAUGCGGCAUGAGAACGCAGCCUACGUCGCGCUUUUGUUGCCCGGACUGUCACAGUCACAAGAAGGAUCCAACAAGGGAACCGCCAGCCAGUUUCUUCACUUGCCUCUGCUGCUCCUUCGAAUGCCCCAGCCUCUCAAGGCAGUCAUUGGCGAAUGGCUGUCGACGACAUUCGACUGUCGCGUCACCAAGCUCAGCCUUGGUACUCGAACACUGGUCAAUGUUCUCGAGAGCUGGAUUCAAGAAACUGGGCUUUCCCGAACGGACUCGGAUCUCGUUUUGACUCUGGCAUUCAACGCUCCAGUGACAGACAAAGGCCGAGAAGCUGUACUCCCUUCAAGCGGAGAUGCUUGUGGCGAUGACGGAGACGAGAUCGAGGUGACCGAGCCCGGAUUGAGGAGCAUGGAAAUCAGCAUUUCGGCAUCGGAUCUGAGGCGCUUCCUACGAGCCGGAAAGACUUUGCACAAGUCCAAGCGGGCAGCUUCGAAUACGGCUUCGAGUGUGUCUUCGAACAAAGCAUCAUGGGAGCAUGAUGACAGAGAACGACGCAGGCUAGCUGGCCCACACAUUGACGAUGGGUGGGGAUGGCUGAAGAACAACGACGGACCCGCGUAUCCCCUGAUGGAAGCUGUGGCACAUCAUCUAGACCACCACAUGGCCUUGAAUCUGUUCCAUCCGGGCGUGCGAGUCACCCAGGUCUCAUGCGGCGGCUUCGUCCUCUCGCAGUCUCGGAUCAAGAUUGUCAAACCGGGGGACGUAACCGAGGAUCUAUCCAAGGCGGCCUGGAUGUUCGUUACGCUCCUGGGAGAGAGACUCCAGAGUGAUGGAUUGUCAUUGGUGACGUGA
Molecule: messenger RNA, 1251 nt
Organism: Trichoderma reesei QM6a
Lineage: Eukaryota; Fungi; Ascomycota; Sordariomycetes; Hypocreales; Hypocreaceae
Exons: 2
Coding region: 1-1251 (416 amino acids)
Source: RefSeq, a predicted model, not a curated record